Molecule: messenger RNA, 951 nt
Organism: Lineus longissimus
Lineage: Eukaryota; Metazoa; Nemertea; Pilidiophora; Heteronemertea; Lineidae
Product: E3 ubiquitin-protein ligase CCNB1IP1-like
Exons: 9
Coding region: 1-951 (316 amino acids)
Biological process (GO): reciprocal meiotic recombination
Cellular component (GO): synaptonemal complex
Molecular function (GO): ubiquitin protein ligase activity
Source: RefSeq, a predicted model, not a curated record
AUGUCAAACGACUGUGAUCUUUUCUGCAAUCGACCAAAAUGCCGUAAGCGAUUAGAAAAUUAUGCUUGGGUGACCUCUUGUUCGCAUAUAUUUUGUGACAAGGAUGGAGCAAAUGAAUUCAACAGUAAUCUGACCUGUCCUGCAUGUAAGACAGACUUAUCAGGGAAGUUUGACGUGGUCAGAAUUGACCUGCAUCCACCCGAGCAAUAUAAAUCCAUGAUCCUCGCCGGUCAGAAGCCUGAUGUCAUCAUGGAGGCGUGUUCAAGAGCACUGUCAUUCUGGUCUUAUCAGGCAUGCCAAGAGAAGAUGUACCAUGAGUAUAGAGCCAAGAGUGCCAAAGAUAAGCUGGACCAGCUGGAGACUUACUGCGAACAGAUGGUCUCAAAGUGCCAGGCAGAAAUCAAGUCAUUGAAUGACAACAUCAAGUCAAUGAAGAACCAGCAUGUUUCCUUACUGCAAGAUAUUGAAGAGGAAAAGAAAAUAACGCAUGAAUUUGCUGAGAAGUUGAGUGAAAAGAGUCGGCAGUACCAGAAGCUGCAGACGAUGUAUGACAACUUGAGAAGAAAGAGCAUGACACCGAUCCUUCCAACGGGCGAUGAACCGUUAAAAAGUCGUCAACCACAGGACGGUCAACCGAGGAAGGUUCAUCAAAAUCUCGAUUAUGGUCUUGAUCAUGGUAGGAUGGUCCCACGGCUAGGAUAUGGCGAUGGUGAGGUACCUCAUAUGAUGCAGGUCCGAGGGCGGGACAGGAGAUACUCACCAUCGAGAGACCCGCGCUUCUCACCACCAGAAAGGGACUUUGUCCUCAGGCCAAUUCUCACGCCGGGAGGAAGCAGUCGUCAAGAACAAGAGAAAGUAGCGGCCCGAUUCCAGAUAGAUCUCAGCCGAAGUUCUUCUAGUCUUGCUCAAGAUCAAAUGAAGCGGAUGUCACAGCAAGGGCGACGACAUUGA